Molecule: messenger RNA, 687 nt
Organism: Physcomitrium patens
Lineage: Eukaryota; Viridiplantae; Streptophyta; Bryopsida; Funariales; Funariaceae
Source: RefSeq, a predicted model, not a curated record
AUGGCUGGCCACAUUCCGAAGUUUGGAGAUGCAAACCACGGCAACUACUCGGAAGUGUUCGGUGCACCAACCCGGCUAAUCGGGAGAAAUGGGUCAGGGGACGUAGCAAAAGGGUUGAACAAUCAGGGGGGAAAUUCCAGAGGGGGUGCCCCUGCUGGCCGCGGUGAUUUACCAGGGCAGGAAAAAGAUGCUUCAGCGGACUCUCGGAUGAGACGGGGAGGGCCAGGUUCGAGUGAAGGAUCAGGCAAUCUUCGUAGUGCAGGAGGCUCCGGGUCGUACGAGAAAGAGGUUCCCCCGAGGCGGCAAGGUUCUGGAGGAAAGCAAGGUUCUAGUGAGAGAGAGGGUCAAGGACUUCGAAAAUCUCAAGACAAUAUUUUAGGAUCCGGCAGGCCGCGUCAAGUGGUGGGUCGCGGAGCUCCAGGAAGAAUCAACGAUUCAUCCUCCAAAGGUGGGCGCACUCCGAGACGGGAUGACGACUAUGCAGGCGCUGGCCACCUUCCCAAGUUCGGCGACUGGGAUGAUAACGCAGGCGACAGCAACUACACAAUGAUGUUCCAGGCUGCUGCUGAGGAUCGCAGAGGGGUCCCUGCGAGCCAUUCCAGACCGGAAGGUGAACAAAGAGGGGGUCACUACAAACCCAAUAACUCCAAAAAGACUGCCUCAUCAUGCUGGUGCUUUGGUGCAUAG